GGCCUCCAGUCUACUAUGGAUGAGGAGAGAGAGGAGGGGGGUCCUACCUCUAGGACCACUCUGUCUGGGGAAGAUGGCCGCCGGAGCAAAGCUAAGAGCCCAGAGCAGCAGGAGAGAGCAGACUCCCCUGGACCCAGCUGUGUCUCCAUGAAGAGUGACCGGUCUAUGGGUUUUCCUCCUAACUUUAAAGAUGAACGCCCCUCCAGAGAGGAGAGCCCAGAGGAGCAGGAGAGAGCAGACUCCCCUGGACCCAGCUGUGUCUCCAUGAGGAGUGACCGGUCUAUGGGUUUCCCUCCUAACUUUAAAGAUGGACGCCCCUCCAGAGAGGAGAGCCCAGAGGAGCAGGAGAGAGCAGACUCCCCUGGACCCAGCUGUGUCUCCAUGAGGAGUGACCGGUCUAUGGGUUUUCCUCCUAACUUUAAAGAUGAACGCCCCUCCAGAGAGGAGAGCCCAGAGCAGCAGGAGAGAGCAGACUCCCCUGGACCCAGCUGUGUCUCCAUGAAGAGUGACCGGUCUAUGGGUUUUCCUCCUAACUUUAAAGAUGAACGCCCCUCCAGAGAGGAGAGAAAACCCCACCAGAGGUCAACGGUUACCAGUGCUCAGUCUGUACAGCAGCAUCAAACAGAGCUGAUCAAGAGGGCUGAGGAGAACGCUCACGCUUUCCUAGACAAGGAGCUGAAGAAACUCUGGAGGGAUCUCUUCUCAGAUUACCCACAAUGCUCAGGGAGUCAGAGGGAGGAGGAGGAGGUGGAUGGUAAGAACGAGGAGCAGAGGAGGCGCGGCAUACAGGGAGUGGUGGACAUCACAAAGCUCUGCCUGAUGGAGAUGAACCAGGAGGAACUGGCCGACACACUAGGGGAAAGAUCUGCUGCUGUCGAGUGCCAACACAAAAUUAAGUCUCUUUUGAAGAAGAAAUUAAAGUGUGUGUCUGAGGGAAUCACUAAAGCAGGACAGCCAACAGGCCUGAAUGACUUCUACACAGAGCUCUUCAUCACAGAGAGAGGCAGUGGAGAGGUCAACAAGGAACAUGAGGUCAGACUGAUUGAAACAGCUUCCAGGAGACCGGCCAAGAAGGAAACACCAAUAAAAUGUGAAGACAUCUUUAAACCCUUACCUGAUCAAGAUCAACCAAACAGAACAAUUAUGACAACAGGAGUGGCCGGCAUUGGUAAAACCGUGUUAACACAAAAGUUCACUCUUGACUGGGCUGAAGACAAAACCAACCACGACAUACACUUUACAUUUCUCUUAACUUUCAGAGAGCUGAAUUUACUGAAAGGGAAAGAGUUUAGCAUGGUGGAACUUCUUCAUCACUUUUUUAUUGAGAUCAAAGAAGCAGGAAUCUGCAGAUUUGACCUGUUCCAAGUUGUCUUCAUCUUGGAUGGUCUUGAUGAGUGUCGACUUCCUCUGGACUUCCAGAACAACCUGACCUGGACUGAUGUUACAAAGCCGACCUCAGUGGACGUGCUGCUGACAAACCUCAUCAGGGGCGACCUGCUUCCCUCCGGUCACAUCUGGUUAACCACACGCCCUGCAGCAGCCAAUAAGAUCCCUGCUGAGUGUGUUGACAUGGUGACGGAGGUGAGAGGGUUCACUGACCAACAGAAGGAGGAGUACUUCAGGAAGAAAUUCAGAGAGGAGAAGCUGGCCAGCACAAUCAUCUCCCACGUCAAGAAAUCAAGAAGCCUCCACAUCAUGUGUCACAUCCCAGUCUUCUGUUGGAUCACUGCUACAGUUCUGGAGGACAUCUUCAAAACAUCUAAGAGAGGAGAAGAGGUGCCUAAGACCGUGACUCAGUUGUACAGCCACUUCCUGAGGGUUCAGUCCAUACAGGGGGGCAUGAAGUAUCAUGGGAGAGCUGAAACAGAUCCACACUGGAGUUCAGAGUGCAGGGAGAUCAUCGUUUCUCUGGGAAAACUGGCUUUUAACCAGCUGGAGAAAGGCAACCUGAUCUUCUACGAGGCAGACCUGACAGAGUGUGACAUCAAUAUCAAAUCAGCUUCAGAGUACACAGGAGUGUUCACCCAGAUCUUUAAAGAGGAGUUUGGGCUGUACCAGGACAGUGCGUUUUGCUUUGUCCAUCUGAGCAUCCAGGAGUUUCUGGCUGCCCUUUAUGUCUUUCUGUCCUUCAUCAACAGGCGGGUCAAUCUGCUCACAGAAGAAGCACCAACCUCUGGUGAAGAUAACCUCCUCCACCUCUACCAGCAUGCUGUGGACAAGGCCUUAGAGAGUGAGAACGGACACCUGGACUUGUUCCUCCGCUUCCUCCUGGGCCUCUCUGCUGAGACCAAUCAGAUUGUCCUCCAGGGUCUGCUGGCACAGAAAAAUAGUAGAUCACUGAUCACUCAGAUUAAAAAUGUUCUGCUGGGACAGAGAGGAACUAGCCCACUGACCAAUAAGGAAACUUACAUCACAUUAGUGUCUUACAUCAAGAAGAAGAUGAAUGGAGAUCUCUCUCCAGAGAGAAGCAUCAACCUGUUCCACUGUCUAAAUGAGCUGAACGACCAUUCUCUAGUGGAGGAGAUCCAGCAGUACCUGACAUCAGGAAGUCUCUCAAGAGAAUCUCUCUCCCCUGCUCAGUGGUCAGUUCUGGUCUUCAUCCUACUGACAUCAGAAGAGGAGCUGGACGUGUUUGACCUGAAGAAAUACUCUGCUUCAGAGGAGGGUCUUCUGAGGCUGCUGCCAGUAGUCAAAGCCUCCAAAACAUCUCUGUUAAAUGGCUGUGAGCUGUCAGAGAGAUGCUGUGAAGCUCUGGCCUCAGUUCUCGGCUCCAACUCCUCUAGUCUGAGAGAGCUGGACCUGAGUACCAAUGAUCUGCAGGAUUCAGGAGUGAAGCUGCUCUCUGCUGUACUGGGGAGUCCACACUGUACACUGGAAACUCUCAGGUUAAAUGGCUGUAAGCUGUCAGAGAGAUGCUGUGAAGCUCUGGCCUCAGUUCUCAGCUCCAACUCCUCUAGUCUGAGAGAGCUGGACCUGAGUACCAAUGAUCUGCAGGAUUCAGGAUUGAAGCUGCUCUCUGCUGGACUGGGGAGUCCACACUGUACACUGGAAACUCUCAGGUUGUCUGGCUGCCUGGUCACACAGGAAGGCUGUGCUUCUCUGGCCUCAGCUCUGAGCUCCAACCCCUCCCAUCUGAGAGAGCUGGACCUGAGCUACAAUCACCCAGGAGACUCAGGAGCUGCGCUGCUCUCUGCUGGACUGGAGGAUACACGCUGGAGACUGGAUACUCUCAGUGUUGACCACGGUGGAGUGGGGAGGCUGAAACCAGCUCUAAAGAAGUAUGCCUGUGAACUCACACUGGACCCAAACACGGCCCACAGAUACCUCACUCUGUCUGAGGAUAACAGAAAGGUGACGCGGGUUGGUGAGGACCAGUCGUAUCAGAAUCACCCAGAGAGAUUUGACCGCUGGUCCCAGGUGUUGGUUAGAGAGGCUCUGACUGGCCGCUGUUACUGGGAGGUAGAGAGGAAAGGACGUGUUGAUAUAGUAGUAACAUACAGAGGAAUCACAAGGAGAGGAUGGGUUGAUGACAGCAGGCUUGGAUGGAACAACAAGUCCUGGAGUCUUGUUUGUGAUGAUGAUCGUUACUCUGCCCUGUACAAUGGUAUAGAGACAGCCCUCCCUCUCCCCCCCGCUGGCUCCACCAGAGUAGGAGUGUAUCUGGACCGGCCUGCUGGCUCUCUGUCCUUCUACAGAGUGUCCCCAGGUGGAGGAGGGUCCUCAGACACACUGACACACCUCCACACCUUCUGGUCCUCCUUCACCCAGGAGGACCUCCUCCCUGGGUUUGGGUUAUUGGAAAGUCAGCUGGGUGCAUCAGCGUCUCUGUGUUGGGUUUAGGGUGGGGUUAGUGUGGGGGUCCUCCUCAGUGUCUCUGUGUCGGUUGUAGAAAAAGCGUGUUACUGUAGUUGAAGCAGUUUUUUCAUCUGACCCACUAGAUCUCGCUCUCUCUCUUUACUGUUCUUCCUUGGUUAGUGGCUGGGUACGAGACAAACGCAUUAAUGAUGAACGAUUGGCUGAGGUAGAGUAACAUGUCACGGUAAGCCAAUCAGAGGUAGAGUUGGGGGGUGUUGUUUCAACACUUUCAAAAGCACGCAUAGUCGGACACACAACGGCACCAGUGAGUCAACGUGAAACAGGAAUGGCGAGCCCAAAUAAUCCUAAAACAGCCUUCUUUAAAUGGAAGUAUAGUAUAGCCAUUACUUUUCCCUCCAAGAAAUGAAAGGAACGCGUGUAAUCGUGAAAUGCACAUUAUGCCACGUCAGUGUCAGGUAAUUCAAACAUUGUUCAACGUUGCAUGCUUCCGUGCAUUCCAUGCUUUAGUGCAUGAACGUGAACGUGUAUAUUGAGUUCCGUUAAAGAGGGGUGGGGGUGGACGUGGGGUCCAAAUUAUUUGACAAAUUUAAUAAUUUAAAAGAAAUUACUUGAAAGUAACGCAAUAGUUACUUUCCACAGUAACUAGUUACUUUCAUAAUUGGUAAUGGAGUAACUACUUUAGUUACUUUUUGGGAGAAGUAAUUUGUUACUGUAACUAAUUACUUUUUUAAAGUAACUUGCCCGACACUGGUGUUCAGUUAUUAAAGAUAUGUGCACACCUGUUGAUGAUUUUUAAUGUCUUCUGCUUUUAUUGUUUUAGUCCUUGUGUUUAUUGUGUACAUGUAAGGGACUAUUUUUCUGUUGUUUUUGUUAAUGAGGCAUAAUUGUAAUAAACAACUCAGUGGAUCCAACUGAAUGUUCUCGUGUGUUCAGCCGAUGAUCAUUCUCGUUUUAUAAGUAAAUAAUGCUUACCUAAGUGCCUUA
Molecule: messenger RNA, 4800 nt
Organism: Gadus morhua (Atlantic cod)
Lineage: Eukaryota; Metazoa; Chordata; Actinopteri; Gadiformes; Gadidae
Product: NLR family CARD domain-containing protein 3-like
Exons: 13
Coding region: 16-3840 (1274 amino acids)
Molecular function (GO): protein binding
Source: RefSeq, a predicted model, not a curated record